UCUAAUUAAUUUAAGCCAAUCCCAUCUUCCUCGAGCAAUCCCAAUGAAAAGAUUCCUAUUUUUCACGGUCCUCUGUUUUGCGCUUUUGCAAAUUGCUACCAUUUUUUGCUCUGCUGAGACACUAUCGAAAAGAAAGAGCUUUUCGUUCAACGGUUUUGACGUAGAGAAAAAUGCUUCUUCCUUCCUAUUCACAAGCCCUACUUCUUCCAUCGAUCAAAACGCGCUUCAGAUAACACCGGACAAUGAGAACCAACAUAAUGGGUACAAAAACAAGUCCGGUCGGGUCAUGUACCGCGAGUCUUACAAGCUCUGGUCAUCCGAUCGCCCCGACGACGCAAUUGCGUCGUUCAACACAUACUUUGUCAUAAACAUGUACCGCACGGAAGCGUGGGAAUCCGGCGAGGGGCUGGCGUUUCUCAUAGCCCCGUCGCAUCACGUGCCUGCAGGGAGUCACGGGCAGUGGAUGGGCCUAACCAAUGUAACAACCGACGGUAAACCCGAAAACCGAAUAGUUGCCAUAGAAUUCGACACCCGAAAACAAGGCUUCGACCCUGAUAGCAACCACAUUGGCCUCAAUAUCAACUCCGUGAAUUCGACCAAGACCGUUCCGCUUAGCGAGUUCGGGAUCGAGUUAUCGCCGGUGCCGACCACAAACAACAGCGUGUGGAUCCAUUACAACGGCGAGUCCAAAGUAAUUGAGGUCUACAUGGUGAAAGAAGGUGAUAGCAAGCCUGAAACGCCGCUUCUUAAAGAGACAAUAAACCUGAGGCAAUUCGUCGAACAGGUUUCGUAUUUCGGCUUCGCCGGCUCCACCGGCGACCCGGGGGUUCAGUUCAACUGCGUUACGCAAUGGAAAUUCGAAAUCGAAGUCUUUCCGUCGGAGAAAGAUUGGAAAUGGCUGAUCAUCGGGUUUUCGGUCGGUGUUCCGUUGAUGGUUUUGGUGAUGGUCUUGUGUGGGAUAAAGAUACGAGGUUUUUGUCUGAAGAAGAAGAAACGAGCUCGUGACGAGGAAGCUGGAGUCACGGGGAAGCUGAAAAUGUUACCUGGGAUGCCUAAGGAAUUCAAGUACAAGGACUUGAAAAGGGCUACGAGGAAUUUCCAUGAGAGCAUGAUUCUGGGUAAAGGUGGGUUUGGCGUCGUUUACAGAGGCGUUCUUAUUUCUGAUGCUGUUGUUACUCAAGUGGCUGUGAAGAAAUUCUCCAGAGAUAAUAUUGAUGGUAAAGAAGAUUUCUUGGCUGAACUCACCAUUAUCAACCUUCUUCGCCAUAAAAAUCUUGUUCGACUAGAAGGGUGGUGCUACGAGAAAGGGAAGCUUCUUCUAGUCUAUGACUACAUGCCAAACGGCAGCGUUGAAAAACACUUGUACAAAUCCUCCGACCGGAACACUCUCUCGUGGAGACAUCGGUACAAGAUUCUUGAAGGUGUGGCCUCGGCGUUGCAUUACUUGCACAAUGAGUACGACAAAAAGGUCGUUCACCGCGACCUCAAAGCCAGCAACAUCUUGCUCGACUCCAACUACAAUGCUCGCUUAGGUGACUUUGGGCUUGCCCGAGCCAUCGAAAAUGAGAGGAACUCGUAUAACGAGCUGGAACUAGGCGGAGUCCCGGGCACAAUGGGCUACAUUGCACCCGAGUGCUUCCACACGGGGAAGGCUACUCCCGAAACUGACGUGUUUGGGUUUGGUGCGGUGGUGCUUGAGGUGGUGUGUGGCAGAAGUCCCGGAGUCAAGAUUCAGCAUGAGGAGCACCAGUUCACGUUGGUUGAUUGGGUUUGGAUGCUGCACCGCGAAGGACGUAUUCUAGAGGCUGUUGACGAGAGGCUUGACAAUGUGUAUGACGUCGAUGAAGCUAUUAGACUUCUGCUUCUGGGGCUGGCGUGCUCCCAUCCCAUGUCCAGCGAGCGGCCACAGACUCGGGCUUUAUGUCAAAUUAUAGCUGAGAGUAUGCCACCACCUCGCGUGGCCCCAUUUAAGCCCGUCUUCAUGUGGCCUUCAUUUAGUACUGCCUUCAGCUCGGUUGAAGAGAGCAGUUCCUCCAACAUGUAAGCUUGUGGCAAAACAUGGAUAUAAGAUCAACAAACAUUGAUCUAUAUCUAUGUAUGGCAUAUUUGGAGAAGUCAAACAAUUAUCUAUAUCAAUGUAUAUAACCAUUUGUAUAGAGAAUGCCCUUGAUAAGGGGUCGCAUUAUUUUAUCUGCGACGCUAGAAGACCAUACUGCAUUACUGCACUAAAUAUCUCAUUAAAAAUACAUGUCAAGUAGAAGAAAGAAAUCACUAACAAGUAGGCUUACCACGUUA
Molecule: messenger RNA, 2295 nt
Organism: Morus notabilis
Lineage: Eukaryota; Viridiplantae; Streptophyta; Magnoliopsida; Rosales; Moraceae
Product: probable L-type lectin-domain containing receptor kinase S.5
Exons: 2
Coding region: 44-2044 (666 amino acids)
Biological process (GO): protein phosphorylation
Cellular component (GO): plasma membrane
Molecular function (GO): protein kinase activity; carbohydrate binding; ATP binding
Source: RefSeq, a predicted model, not a curated record